Lepidothrix coronata (blue-crowned manakin) is the source of this 8228-nucleotide messenger RNA. RefSeq lists its product as uncharacterized. Bases 866 to 2707 code for a protein of 613 amino acids. The record is from RefSeq and is a predicted model, not a curated record. The transcript has a single exon. Lineage: Eukaryota; Metazoa; Chordata; Aves; Passeriformes; Pipridae.
UGUACAUCUUGAUCUAACAGGAAUAGAUGUACAGUUCUGAAUGCCAAAGAGCAGUUUCUGUUUAUUUUCCCUUGAUUGAAAAAAUACAAUACUCUGUUCUUACAUUAAUGAUUUCAGAAUAGUAUUUUAUUACAGUACAUUAGUACAUAAGAAUUAAUUAAAUUCAGCUGAUAAAAAGAGAAGUGUGAAGCAAUGUUUGAAAGCAGAGAUAAAUAAGUACUGUCUAAGUUUUCCUGGGCAUUCCAGUUUUCAUUCUCCUUUAUUGCACCACUGGUUUUUGAUACUUGGAACUUCUAGCAGCAGAAAUUGACCUUUGUACAGAAUUGUACAAAUGAUAUGACCUCACUACAUCUUUUCUCAGGCCUGGAAUAAGUAUGGAAGUCUUUGUGAGACCUGUAGCAAGAUUUGAAUUUAUGCCUCCAUAUUUAAGUGGCUUGAGUUAAUCUAUAGAAUCAUCUAGAGCUUUAUAAAUUAUUUUAUAAUGCAUUUAUCCACCUCAUGUCUGGUGAAUAUGGGUAGAUGCAUGCCAAGCUUUCAGACUUGUUAACAUAAAAGAGCUCGUCCUAUGUACCAUGCUAAAACUCCUUCUAAAAUGUAUUUAUGUGUAAUUAGUCUAUAUUGGGCUUUCCUCUUUUUUCCUUAGAGACAGGGCAGCAGCAGCAACCAGUCAGAUUACAGAAGAUAUCUUGCCACCCUCUCUGCAGCCCAGCAUCACUGCAGUCACUCAGUUCCCAGUUUGUCUGCCUCACAUGAUGCAGUGCUUCUUUAAGGACAAAGGGUAUAGGGUUUCCCUUGAAAAAAAAAUGUAAUUUUUGAAAGAUCUAGGAAUUCGAGUAUUUUGAACUUUUUUCAUCACUUCAGGUCCAUGUCUGCUUGGACAGGAAAGAAACUGGACAAGGAAAAGAAAAGAAAAGGUAGCUGUGCCAAUUCUCCUGAAGCAGACCCUGUCUGUACCAAAGCAAAGUCUGUGAGAUCUGACAGAUCCAACUUCUUCAGAAGGUCAGGGGAUCAAUACUCCAGCACCAGAUCAGAGACCUCCUACACCAGGAGGAGGGCUAGGCAGUCUUCAGAGCUGACAAGGGUUAGUUGUGUCUCUGCUUCCCUCUGCCAAGAGGAAAAGAGGUCAGACGAAUGGAAGUACAGGCAUGGCUCUAGACAUCAUGCUUCUGAGCAAGUGAUAAUGGGGUCGGAGAAGGGCUCAGAUUCUCAGGCAGGACAACCAUCCCCUUUCCAGCAACCCCUCAGCUGCAACUCAGUUGGUGGCUCACUGGCAAGGCAGCAUUCUUCUCUCCAGCACUGGUGCAGCCAGACCCCAGACUGCAGCUCAGAUUCAGAAGACACUGAGAGCUCCUGCCCCAAGAAGGUAAGACCUUCUACUGCUCCUCACUUCUCUGAAUCUGAAAAGAAUUCACUAUUGAAAUCUGUAAUUGUGCCUGAGCUAGCUACUGUCUUAAAGGAUGCUUUGACAGCAGCCAGACAAAGUAUAACAUCUGUGGCACAGGUUAGGUCCCAUUCAGUAAAGCAUCCCAGGGUACCAGUUACAGAAGUUCCAGUGGCUCCUUUAGAAGCAUCUGGGAGCAGUUCCCAGACUUUUGAGUCUGACCAUAUGGACAGCUUAAAAGGUCAAACAGCUUUUGGGAAGGAGAAACCUGAGCUUGACGAGGCCUCCUUGGAGGUUGAGUCAGCCCAUGAAGAUGGGGAAGUGGCAUCUGAGUCCCCUACAGAAGAUAAAGAAGGACCAGAUCCUCUGCGUAAAUUUGACAUGGAGAAUCAGAAUUAUCUGUUCAAACACAUAAAGAGGGUGUUAAUGCUAAAAUCGUCCAAAUCUGAGUGUGCUUCAGAAGAACUGCUUAUCCCCUCUGAAGAAGGCAAGAUAGAUAAUGCACUUCCUAUUCAUUCAGCUGUGGAAGAUCUUGUCUGCAGGAUUUGGGGUAAUCCUGAGGCCAAGCAUGAAGCCCCAGCAGUACUACAUAAACUCUAUCCUUUUCCAGGGGAUAAAGCUGCUUUGUGGGGGACCUUGCCUGAGGUAGACAGAGCAUUGGUUACUGGUGAUUCUGUACUGUCAGUGCCUGAUAAUAGAGAUCCGCUCCCUAAAGAUCCUACUGACAAAAAGAUCGAGGAAGCAAUUAAAAGAUCUUUCAAGCUAGUUGCAGCUCAGCUUGGAGUAUCUAUCUACUGCACUUAUGCUUCUAAGGCUUUACUUAUAUGGCUGGAGGAAGAACAAGCCAAAUUCAAAAAGAAACGGUUCCCAUCUGCUACCAUGCAGAGGAAACGCAGGCUAUGUAAAAUUGCAGCUAAUUUUAUCCAUGAUGCAGCUGAGGAUUCUCUUAGACUCACUGUUAAAAAUAUGGCAUGCCUCACUGUAGCCUGGAGAGCUAUAUGGUUGCGUCCUUGGACCUCAUUGCUAGAUCUAAAAUGUAAACUGCUGUCUUUGCCAUACACAGGGGGCAAGCUAUUUGGUGAAUCCUUAGUCCAGAUCAUGAAGGAUUUCUCAGAACACAAAUACUCCUUACAUCAGAUGAAAAAAAAGAGCUCUGUUGGAAGCUGUUCCUUUUCUUAUCCUCACAAGUGUCUGAGCUCCUUGCGUUCUCCUCCAAAGUUCAAAGGAGGGAAGGGAAAGUAUAAGGUCUCACAGUCAUUCCAUGCCAAGUACAAAAAGACAUCUUACUCUCAGAGAGACACCAGACCAUCAAGAGGAACUUUCUAAGAGCAUAGACUUGCUUCCUACUUUCUCGGGAACUGAGAAGAGUGAAAGAUGGAAAUGUUUCAAUAUUUCUGGACAAGUAAGCCCAGUCCUCAGAAAAUUAGUUGUUUCAAAAUAAAAUUAAAACUAUUAAGUUGCUUAGAUCUUGAUGAGUAAUUAAUACAUUCUAGAGAAAUGACAGCUCUUAAUUUUAGGGGAGGUUUUUUCACAUUCCAUGUCUAGGCUUCUCAGUGGUCUUUGGAUGGCUUGGAUUUGUUUGAAGUUUUGCACUCCUCAGCUUCAUCUAAGAGCAUCCCUUCUGCAGGACCAGCCAACAUCAGAUUUUUCUGCCAUAUCAAACUAAAUAAGGAAAUAAUGGUUUAGGAAAUGCAGAUGUUUCAAGAACCAUGGAAUGACUGUGUACACUAUGUUCCUGUGACUGGAUUCCUUCACUUUCACAUAAUAAGGGAAAACAGUGCCUCUGUAGCAAACUGCAAUGAGAUAGUAAAUUGUGGACAGUCAAUGCUUACACCAAGCAACUGCAAGAAACAGAAUAAGUAAGAUAGAUGUAUAUUUAUUUAAAUUAAAAUAAAAGAUUAUACAGAGCUCCUGUUCAGGUCUAUACAUCAGCCUAAUUUCCCUCCUGGUCCCUAAAUUGAGAGAAAUUAAGCAGUUAUAACAGCUACAGACCUAUGGGUUUAUAGGUAGGGAGAGACUGGAAGCUUGCAUUUUUUAGUUAACUACAAGGCCAGGACAAAGUUGCAGCAGUCUGCAGAAUGUUCUUAGGAAGACAAAACAGGACAAGGCAACUCCAAUAGUAGGACUGCUAGUGUGGUAACAAAGGAUGUUUGCACGUUUUUUUGAAUUAUUUUGCCUCUUUUCUUUAACAUUUUGACACACACAGUAUCUUUCCUAGAAAUUCUUGGAAAUGCUACAAGAGACUUUCUGGCAGAGAGUUUUGAGAUUGCUAGAUAAUGUAUCACUCUUCCUUCUUGUUCUGGGUUGAUUAACAAUGAGAAUAUGGUUUGUAACUACAACUAUUUUUUUCUCAUGUACUUAAGUUUUAGUGCAGGUUGGGUGUGUUUCCAAAGAGACCUAGCCAUGAUUUGUGCCUCAGCACUGUAAUUCUAAGCUUGGUCCCUUCUAGCACAAGGGAUUAUCUCAGUGGACUGCCUGAAAAACUUAAUAGUCCAAUUGGAUUUGGCACUAGUCUUGCUGUGUUCUAAAUUACACACAUGUGCUUUUUUUGACAGUUCUUAUUUUAAUUAUUGAGUAUCUGUAUGAUUGCUUUUUAAAUCAGUACUUGAUUUCCCUUCGUAUAAUUUUCUACCAGAAAUAGAAAGGGUGGAAAGUUGGUUAAAUUUCUCUCAAGCAGAUUUUUCUUUAAAAUUUUCACAAGGAGCAAGUCAGGUUCUUUGACUAACAACAUUUUUUUCAACACAUCGCCAUUUAAACUAGAGCUUAACCUCCCAGUUUUUCCAGCUUCUACCAGGAUUGAAGAUUGAGUAUUACAGAGAUGUUAAAGAAAAACUACUCAGAAGACUACUAUAGAUGUGCUUAAGUCUUAGCUAAAUAAGAAAUAGUAAAAUGGCUUGAUAUCUGGAUUGAUACAUGUGCAUAAGUCUAUAGGGCAAGCAUUUGUCACCUGCACAGUGCUAACAAGUUAGAAGUGUGAACAGAAACCUGUUAAGUGUUAGGGCAGAGAUUGCCCUGGAGUGUGCAGGGAAGCACUAGUGAAAGGUACUUCUGUGGCUUUCCGUGACUGCUUAUACUGCAACAUUUCUGGGCUAUUGACCUGAGGGCACAGAAAAAGGAAUUUACUGCCAACAGUUUUCAUCUGCAUCCUCUUUCUGCGUUCCAUAGCUCAGGAUGUUUUAUCCAUUUUGUUUGGUUUAUGUUGCCUUUGAUAUGACAGUUAUGUUAUAAGGAAAAGUAGUAUAUUGCUAACUGUAUAUUGAGUCUUUUUGCAUGUCCAUGAAUGUGGCAAAGUUUAGUGGGAACUAGUUGCCUGCUGGAGUGCAGAGGCAUCGUAAAACUGUCUUCCCCAUUCUGACUGGUUGCUGCAUGUACCCAUAUCUAAGGAAGAAAAAUUGAAAAGUUGAAAGAAGAAAGGAGAUUUCAAGGUACAUAUUUCUCUCAAUAACUGAUGAGCUUGUGAAAUGGAAGUACUUUUUUAAAAAAAUAAAUUUGUACUUUGCACUUAUAUUAUUGUUACCUUUGUACUUCUUGUCUCUCUUAACAAUUAGAUGCAAGUUUGAUAUUGUUCAUUACACUAAAAAGAAAAAGAAACAUGUAUUCAUAUAUUAGCAGCGAUUCAUGAAUAAUAUUUAAGUCAUGCUUUUAGAGUAUGCUUUAAUAUUAAAUACUGUUCUUAUUAAAAGGCCAAGAAGUGUAUGUGGUACAUGUCAGUACUUAUCAAAAUGAUUGGUACAUAUGAGUCUUCACUGAGAAACUUUCAUCCUUAAAAAGCUACUAGUAUGGAAUUUAUUUAUACAAUAAAAAAUAGUAAAAGUAUCACUACACUUAACUUCCAUGGCUGUCUGAUCUAAAUAUGGAAUUCAUACCCAUUCUCACAUCUUGUUUGUUUGGUUCCCUUCCAGUCUUGUUUUCUCACUACUAAUUGUAUGCACUGCAUACAUGACACUUUUCAAAAACUUCUUCAGUUUCCCACUGUAAUUUUAGUCAACCCAAUUUGCACUUUAUUUUUUAUAUCACAAUAUUACAUUAGGUAAGUAUAAAAAUCAGCAAGAAAAACCACAAACAGAAACUAAAAGAAAUUAUUUUUUAUCCUGAUUGCAUUUUGGAAUAGUUUUACGAACAACUGUAAGCAAGAUUGGCAAAUCUUGAAGGUACCAUAUCAAAAUGUAUUGCUUUAACAUGUUUUUGCAAUAUAAUGUUAUAUAUUCUACAGCCUAAAGUGUUCUAUAGCUAUGUGGGCACCCAUAUUCAUAAUGCAAUUCAGCAACUUUUGCAGUUUGUUUCUUGGCAGCAAACAGGUAAUAUAUUCAUUUCCCCAGAGCACCAGAGCACCUUCUCUGUUUUGCACCCCCAGGGUAACAAAAGUACUGUCCAAAACAUUGAUGUCUUCACUUAUUUCUCCCUCUCCUGUUUGUUAGGAUUUUUUCCUCUUUCUUCCUCAAUUUCUUUUUUUUCCACCCAAAACAUUGUAUUCAUCUAAUACAAGAGUCAUAAUCCAGUUUGAUAAAGAAUAAAUAGUACCAUGGCAUAUGUUUCCUUUUCCUGAAUGCAGAGUGGAAAGAACCCUGGGUAAUUCCACUUGUUUUUCUGCCAGAGUCUUGGCAAAACCUCUCUCUGGACUUGUGUAGUGCAACAAGGGAAAGAAACCCCCAGGUUCACAUUUGAUUUUUGCAUCUGCUGUGACUGUGCUCUCUGAGCAGUGCCCACCUCUAUGCAGAUACACUCCUGGGUAAAUCUGCAGGCUUGUUUGUUUUUAAUUAUAGAGACAGUAGAUUCCACAUCCUUAUUAAAAUAUAGAAAAAUCACAGACACAGUGCAAACAACUGUGUAAGUAUUUCUUCAUUAUUUGCCUUAUUAUUAAACUUUGUUUGCAAAAAUAUAAACAAGAAAACCAAAAGAGCAACACAAAGCAGAAGUUCCCAUACUCAAAUUUAUCUAAAUUAUAAAGGAAAAUCAAGCUUUUUAUUGGAUUAAACACAAAAAUGUGGGUACUUUUAAUACAGUGUAUAUAAUAAUGGUGUAUUAUUUAUUUAAUGUCUGUUUCAGCCUAGUGAAUUACACUGGCUGGGGUCACACUGGAUAGGGUCAUACUUUAGAAUAUUUGCACAGAAAUUCAUAAGGAAGUGGAAUAUGAUAGAAAUGCAGUUUUAAUUUAUUUUCAUUCCUGCAUAUUAUGAUGUAAUAAUUAUGAAGUUAUUGACCGAAAAUUAAACAAAAAAUCAUACAUCAAUGUCUUUUCUUUAAUAGUCUUACCCAGAAAGCAGAUUUGCUUUGAGAGAAGGACUGGUUACUAUUUCAAAGUGAGGGUCUGGUCUUCAUUUGACUUGUAUAGCCUGUUUUAAUAACUCCUAAUACCCUCUGAUGAGGGCAAUGGGGAAACGAUUUUUUGUGUGAGUAUUAAAUAUUCAAUUCCAUUUUCAGCCUUUUAAAUAUAGCGUCCGUCCUAAAUGAACUCUCUUCAGUAAUGUCUCUGUAAUCUGUUUGUGUUUACAGUGUUAUAAACAGUUUCACUUUGCUGCUGGAUUCUUGAUAUUUUGGAGUAUAGUUGUUUAGAUGUUGCUGGCCUGUAUGUUUGCAGCACCAGUGAGCACAGAAGAUCAAUCACACAAUAUUUUUCCUUGUGGCUUGUACCCACCAAUAACUAAAAAGUCAAGCCUGAUACUGUCAAGUUCAGACAUCUUGCCUUUGUGUGUGCUUUGAGCAUGAAGGUUUCAUUACGUGUAUAGAAAAGAGAUAUUUCUACCACUUCUUUUCUGAUGUAUACACAGAAUGAUAAAAUCUCUGGUAUGCUUUUUCUGUAAGUAUAUACAUAUUAGAGACAUCCUUCUUUUAGAAUGUGAUCUUCCAAAGCCAAAAAAAGGUGAUGAGAUAAGGAGAAGCAGCUUGAUGGAAAAUAGGUGUAAUGGUUUUCUAGCAGUAGUUUCUCAACAAGGCUUUUGUUAGGCAACAGUAUGAUCUGUGUGACUUUGUACAUGCUAUGUAACAUAUAUAUUACAUCCAUAUAAAUAUAUAUGGUUUCUGCAGAUGUAUAUAUAUAUAUAUAUAUGUAUAUAUAUGUAUAUAUAUAUGGUUUCUCUGGGUGUUCAAAGAUAUUAAUUAGGAAAAAAAGAAAAUGGCUUAUUUGAAGAACUAAGGUAUUGAUUUUUAGGAAUUAGAGGGUUAAAAGAAUUUGUGGAAUAUAUAGGCAUCUAAUAUUCUGGAAAUCAUAAAAUUUAUUUUCAUUUCUUUGAUAUUUUAUACAUUUUUCUUUAUAUUUCCAGAAGUUGUGAGUCUAAAUAAAAAUCCCAAACUACUUACUUUUAUUGCACACUAUAUGCAAAUAAAGUCACAUAUUCUGUUUAAGACAAGGUAAAUAAUGGGACCCAAAAGUGCAACUGGCAGUAGUGGUUUUUAAUUCAAAAUGCUUUGGAGCCGCUGCUGAAAUCUUCAUCUUGAAACUGAAGUGCAAUGUAAAGGAUUCUGAAAACAGCCCAACUACAUCUAUUUCAUGAAAUACAAACCUACCACAGCUGCAAAUUUAUUUGAGGAUGCUGAUGGUGCUGCAGCUUUUCCACUGACAAGGAAAGACCACAUUACUUCGCUACAGAAAUCUCUUCUCCCUACCUUUCUUUCCUUUUUCUGUUGUCCUCCAAAUCAGUGUCAGAAUGUUAUCAGUUAUGGAGUAGGGUAGAGAGGUAGAUCUGAUAAGAAAUGAAAAAGAAUAAGGAUGCACUCAACUCCUCAAUUCUAGCGACUGUAAGCUAAAUUGUUGCUUUACCUGUAAUACAGUAAAUAUUUUAACAAUUUUAAGAGCAACUUACUAUUGAUAAAAUACUGAUCACUAUCAGGAUAUGGACUUUGCUUUUCU